UGUGGAUGAUCCUAACUUCGUAAAGAUGUUUACUGACAUAUCUGAACAGCUUCAGGUUAUGUCCAGAAGAACAUUAGGGAGAAAAAUUGAUACAGCCCAAAAAACUGUUACAGAUAAACUUAUAAGCAUUUUCAGUAAAUUGGACUAUGUGUCCACAACAGCAGACAUAUGGUCUACAAAAACCAGAAGCUUUCUUGGUGUAACAGCUCAUUGGAUCAAUGAGGCUACACUUGAACGUAUGAGCUGUGUCUUGUCAUUCAAUCGCUUUAAGGGUUCUCACACAUACGAUAAAAUUGCUGAAAUGCUAUUUGAAGUCCAGUCAGAUUUUAGACUAACACAUGAUCACAUGAUAUCUACAACAACAGACAACGGAUCGAAUUUCGUUAAAGCAUUCAGAGAAUUUGGUAUUGUUGACUAUGUACCAGAUUUCUUAGGUCCUGAAGAUACAAUGGAAUUGGACAAUUUUAGCGCAAGUGACACUCUAUAUGAAGAGGUGCUUUUAGUUAAUAAUUCUGAAGAACUUGAAACAAGGGAAUUGUAUUUGCCACGACAUCUGAGAUGUGCCAGUCACACUCUAAGCCUUUUAGCCACAACAGACUAGAACAAUUACAUAAAAAAUUCUCUCAUUAGCAGAAUACAUUAUUCUGCCACUGCUAAAUGCACUUUGCUCUGGAACAUGUCAAGAAAACCAAAGUCUGCGGAAAUAAUCAAGGAACAUCUUGGGCAUCAGUUAUUAUACCCAUGUCCAACAAGGUGGAAUUCCCUCUAUGACGCUAUUCUCCAUCUCAUGAAAAGCAAAACUAAACUGAAUAGUUUAUUUGAACAGUUAGGCAAGGCAAACACAUUUUCAGCAGUAGAACUCGAAUAUUUAGAAGAGUUUUUGGAGGUUUUGAAACCUAUCGCGUCAGCUCUUGACUACCUUCAGGGUGAUAAUUGCUAUUAUGGUAAACUAUUACCCACGUUGAUGACUAUUAAAACCAAACUGGAAAGACUACAAAGCAGUAAUCUGCGCCAUUUCUCUCGAGUUGUACCAAAACUACUAGAAAGUUUAGAAAAGAGGUUUGACAAAUUUCUCCAAUUGAGACCUGAAGCCAAUGAAGCUAUUUUGGCAGCUUGUUUCCAUCCAGCGUAUAAAAUGCGAUGGCUACCAGAAACCUGUUCAAACGAGGACAAGCAAAGGUUACAAAAUCUUGCGAUCACAACGUUGGAAUCAGUUCCAGUGCUUCCAAGAAGUGGUAGUGGUAGUUCUAGCAUUAGCAAGAAUGAUGACGAUGAUUUCAUCAUCUUCUCUGAUUAUACACGUGAUAGGCCAGUCACAUGUAUGGAAGUAGAGUUAGUGAGUUUUUUAAAUGAGAAGGGGAAAGAUCUCGGUGCCCUUGAACGCUACCCAAACAUAAAAAAAAUGUUUAUUAAAUUUAAUACCAGCCUAUGCUCUUCCGGUCCAGUUGAGAGACUGUUUUCAUUGGCUGGAUACAUCCAUUCGCCAACUAGACGGAACUUAUCUGAUAAUACGUUUAGGAAUUUAGUUUUUAUGAAAGGCAAUUCCUUCUUCAAUUCAUAAUCAUAAAAACAUGAAUGUUAUGUUAAAAGUGUCGAAGUAUUUUGUAUUUUGUAUUUCAAAUACAUAAUUUUGAAUACUGUAUUUUGU
Messenger RNA from Cydia amplana, 1648 nucleotides. RefSeq lists its product as uncharacterized. The coding region runs from base 26 to 601 and encodes 191 amino acids. The transcript has 3 exons. NCBI's taxonomy places the organism in Eukaryota, Metazoa, Arthropoda, Insecta, Lepidoptera, Tortricidae. The record is from RefSeq and is a predicted model, not a curated record.